Messenger RNA from Spodoptera litura, 2749 nucleotides. The record is from RefSeq and is a predicted model, not a curated record. NCBI's taxonomy places the organism in Eukaryota, Metazoa, Arthropoda, Insecta, Lepidoptera, Noctuidae.
AUUAUUUAUAUAUUUUAAUUUAACAUGGACCCGCUGCAGUUGAUUUUGGCGCGCAAUUUCAACUUAUGGAAUUACGCUUGCGCAAUUCCUAAUGAGGAGACUGCAGUAACUGCAGCCAAAGCGUGGCUGCUUAUUCCAGCCCGGACGCCUAGGUGUCCAACAUGCAGAGGCCCCAUGUCUAGAGAGACCAAAAUGAGUUACAAGCUUAAGUACCGAUUAAGGUGCUGGAGGUGUGCUAGGGAGGGCAGGCCGUCCAUUAGGUCCCCUCUUAAAAAUACGUUUUUUGAGAGGGCCCACGUUAGCGUGUUAAACACGCUACGUCUUAUGGUACAUUUUUUGAGAAAGGAUAAAGUGUCGCAGGCGGCAAAAGAUGUUGGGGUUACAAAGAAAACGGCAAUCCAAACAUACCAUUACCUAAGAGAGGUGUGCGAGGUGGCAGAAGCCCACGACAGAGACUUGUUAGGCGGAAGCAACGACGUAGUAGAAAUAGACGAGACACAUUUAUAUACAAGAAAAUACCAUAGGGGCCGGCUGUUAAGGCGGCAAACAUGGUCGUUUGGGUGCAUAAGCCGCCUUACCAGACAAAUACACGUAGAGCUAAUCCCAAACAAAGCGCGUACGACUCUGGACCCUAUAGUGGAGGCAAACGUUCGCACAGGGUCGUACAUUAUGUCCGACAUGCACCGCGCCUACAAUAAUAUACAUUUACGGUUGGGCAUGAGGGGUCACUCAGCUGUCAACCACAGCCUGAACUUUGUCGGGGGCACGGUUGACAUUCCCGUAGAUACCUCCCUGGGGGUACCGGCUCCAGGUGGGAACGUAAAGGUAAAAAUCCACACCAACACCCUGGAGCGGCAGUGGCUAGAACUAAAAAGGCAUUGUCGGACAUGUCGAAGCCAGCGUCGCCUUAAGUGGUACAUGGGAGAAUACAUGUACCGCCACAACAUUUUAAGACAGCUCCCAUCAGACGCGGCUCGAUUUCGCCGGCUACUAAGGGAUAUGCAUAGGGUCUAUCCCGGUUUAGGGAAAAGGGGCAUCAAGAGUAGAAACUGCCGGUGUAGCAGCCCCAAUUGUCGCCGUCGCAAUUAAAAUCUUUUUUCGUGCACCCGGUACGAGUAAUCUGCCGCCUGCGACCGACGACGCCAUUAAUGUAACCGUCAUUUUUACAGCACCUCCACCCCCACGGUAUUCGGCCUCCACAAAUUUCCCUCUCGAGUCUCUGACCCCUCAUGCUACCCCCCUAUGCUACAAGCCCCUCGCACACCUCGUAGGUUACCACACCACCUAUCCAUUAUAUUAUCCCGCUUUUAUCGGAGAACGGCUGACGAUAGACGAAAACUGAUCAGUAUGAAAAGUGUUUGUUUUUCAUCCCUCUACACGAUAGAAAUCAAAACGAGGGAAUAUUGUGUAAAAAAAAUUUUGGUCGAAAAUUUUCUAAGUGUUUUCACCAAGCGACUUUCAGAGCUCAUUUUCAGGCGAACGAGAAGUCCUAGACACAAAGUGCUCAGAUGACUUUCGCUUUAUUUUUAGGUGUACUAAGCGACGGAAAAAGAAAACUAGGCAUUUUUAAGAAUUUUAUUUUUUUUGAAAAAUUUUAUAAGUCCCAAAUCCCUUGCACACCCUAAAGUAAAUGGCCCGCGUCAAAUCAUGAAAAAAUUACAAGUCCCUGGACGCUUCUACUGCUAAUAUCUGUCGAUUGCUAACUCGUACCGGGAAAUGGUCAGAACAAAAAAUAAUUGUACUCGCGUGUUCUAGACAUUGGUAUAAAGAAAAUGAGAUUUCUGAAACUUUUCAGUUUUCAGGUCAACCUUUCACUCGCUAUAACUGGAGAACGGCUGACGCUAGACGAAAAAUGAUCAGAAUGAAAAGUGUUUGUUUUUCAUCCCUCUACACGAUAGAAAUCAAAACGAGGGAAUAUUGUGUAAAAAAAAUUUUGGUCGAAAAUUUUCUAAGUGUUUUCACCAAGCGACUUUCAGAGCUCAUUUUCAGGCGAACGAGAAGUCCUAGACACAAAGUGCUCAGAUGACUUUCGCUUUAUUUUUAGGUGUACUAAGCGACGGAAAAAGAAAACUAGGCAUUUUUAAGAAUUUUAUUUUUUUUGAAAAAUUUUAUAAGUCCCAAAUCCCUUGCACACCCUAAAGUAAAUGGCCCGCGUCAAAUCAUGAAAAAAUUACAAGUCCCUGGACGCUUCUACUGCUAAUAUCUGUCGAUUGCUAACUCGUACCGGGAAAUGGUCAGAACAAAAAAUAAUUGUACUCGCGUGUUCUAGACAUUGGUAUAAAGAAAAUGAGAUUUCUGAAACUUUUCAGUUUUCAGGUCAACCUUUCACUCGCUAUAACUGGAGAACGGCUGACGCUAGACGAAAAAUGAUCAGAAUGAAAAGUGUUUGUUUUUCAUCCCUCUACACGAUAGAAAUCAAAACGAGGGAAGAUUGUGUAAAAAAAAUUUUGGUCGAAAAUUUUCUAAGUGUUUUCACCAAGCGACUUUCAGAGCUCAUUUUCAGGCGAACGUGAAGUCCUAGACAAAAAGUGCUCAGAUGACUUUCGCUUUAUUUUUAGGUGUACUAAGCGACGGAAAAAGAAAACUAGGCAUUUUUAAGAAUUUUAUUUCUUUUUGAAAAAUUUUCUAAGUGUUUUCGUCAAGUGAACUUUAAGGCUCAUUUCCAGGCAAACCUGACGUCCUAGACAAAAAGUGCUCAGACGAGUUUCGCUUUAUUUUUAGGUGUACUAAGCGAUGGAAAAAGAAAACU